This is a messenger RNA of Panicum virgatum (switchgrass), 1871 nucleotides long. Its product is annotated as putative F-box protein At3g21120. Gene Ontology annotation, molecular function: protein binding. NCBI's taxonomy places the organism in Eukaryota, Viridiplantae, Streptophyta, Magnoliopsida, Poales, Poaceae. The transcript has a single exon. Bases 48 to 1244 code for a protein of 398 amino acids. The record is from RefSeq and is a predicted model, not a curated record.
UUUCCCCAAUAUCCCUAUUCCCAGAUCCAAUCGCGACUACUACUACCAUGGCAGAAGCGGCCGGCGGCGGCGGCGGCGGCGCCCUGCUCCCCGAGGAUCUCGUUAUCUCGGAGAUCCUCACGCGUCUGCCGGUGAAGCCCCUCCUCCGGUGCCGCGCCGUCUGCCGCUCCUGGCGCCGCCGACUCACCUCCGAUGCCAAAUUCCUCCUCGCCCACCACCGUCGCCAGCCAUCGCUCCCGCUCCUCACCACCUUGGGCAGGGACAGGCAUGAGAAAAGGAUCGACGCCCUGGACCACCGCACCGGCGAGCGGCAUCCCGUCGGGCGGAUCGCUGCCUCCGAGGACGACCUCCACGUGCUCGCUUCCUGCGACGGCCUCAUCAUCCUCCAUGCCUACGGCGGCCUCGAGAUCUGCAACCCGGCGACCCGCCAGCGCGCGCCCCUCAAGCUGCUCCACGGCGCCGACUACAUCGCGGCGCUUUACCCUCACCGCCCAUCCGGGUCGCACCGAGUGCUGUGCUGCUUCGAGAGAGGCGAGGACGGCCACGCGGUGUACCACGUGCACAUCGUCGGGUCCGGCGAGCUCAGGUGUGUUGGAGAGCCUCCCGGGCCGUGGGCGUCCGGGGAUCUGGCGGUGGCGGUGUCGACGAUGCGGUUCGUUCACCCGCCCGUCCUGGCAGACGGCAGGAUCUACUGGCCUCCGUUGAUGCUGUCCGGCGGCAACGGCGAGGGGAAGGAAAACAACAUGCUGGUGUUCGACACCAUGUCCGAGUCCUUCCAGCAUUUGCUGUCGCCCGGCGAUGGCCCCUCUCUUCAGCUGUUUGAGAUGAACAAUGGCGCUCUUGGAUUGUACCACUGCCGCGGCAAAUCGACUGAUCUUUGGGUGCUAAAGGAUCACCAGAGCUGGUCCUGGUCGUUGAACAGCCGGAUCAAAUUGGACGUGCCGGUUUUCUCUCUGCUGCCGGUACUGGGCCCAGAAGGAGAUGUGCUCGUCCUUUCUAACAGAGGGGAAUCAGGCAUGCUCGGGCGAUAUCUGCAUCACAUUUCUGGUGCCAAUGGCAGUUUGUUGGCACGGUAUGAAUGGAGUGGUUAUCUGAGGCUUACCAAGCAUAGGUUGAAAGAGAGCCUUGUCCGCCAUGACUUCUUCUUGAUGCAAGGUAAUGCUGGUGGUAUGGAUGAAAAACCAUUGUUCGAUGGCUUGUCAACUGUGGUGACGCUUCGUGAUGAUAAUUCUGAGUCCCAUUGAGGAACAACGGUAUUAGUCUGUCCUGGCAAGCUGUUUCAUCUCAGCUGGAUGGAGUCACUCCUGAUGAUUCUGAACCGUCUAGUAAAAAGAGCGAUGCAGAUUAGUAAUAACCUGAAACUAUACCUUGAGUCUGGUAUUUAUUUCUCUUUUCACAUGAGUCAUGAACACACACUUUAUUUUGGUUAUGUCGUCUCUUUUUAACCUUGUGUCUUUUAUUUGUAAUAAUUUGUGACCAUCUCUGGUAAUCAAGUCAUGCUGCAUAGAGAUUUCAGUAAGCUGAUAUGUCUGCCUCGCGGUGUAAGCACACAAUUUUAAUUUUGUAUUUCUUAGCUGUGCAAAGUCUGGGUAGGGUGCGAAGUAUCCAAUAAGCAGCAACAGUACGAUGAGUAACCUGCAACCAUUGUGUCAAGUUUUUGGUGCUUUUCCCGUCUUCACUCGAGUCACGAACAUAUAUAUGAUCGGCAGGCAGAAUAAAGUACUCUGGUAAUCAAUUGAUGCUGCACAGAGAUUUAGAUAAGCAACUCCCAGUGUGAACUUCUCUACUAGUCUGCUUUGAUUUUUCAUUAGGCCUUUUCCCUAUUUGUACUCGUUGUGUUUAGCACACAAUUCCAAUCUGUAUGUUUUCCA